This is a messenger RNA of Fundulus heteroclitus (mummichog), 1676 nucleotides long. RefSeq names its product gastrula zinc finger protein XlCGF57.1-like. NCBI's taxonomy places the organism in Eukaryota, Metazoa, Chordata, Actinopteri, Cyprinodontiformes, Fundulidae. The record is from RefSeq and is a predicted model, not a curated record. The transcript is spliced from 2 exons. Gene Ontology annotation, biological process: regulation of DNA-templated transcription. Gene Ontology annotation, molecular function: RNA polymerase II cis-regulatory region sequence-specific DNA binding; DNA-binding transcription factor activity, RNA polymerase II-specific. The annotation marks the transcript as partial.
CACCAAUGAUGGGGGAUGUUUUCCAGCCCAGAGUUCUGCUGCACCGAUUAGAUGUUAAGGAGAAGCUGAUUGUUAAAGAAGAAGCUUCUUUAGACCACAAACCUCGUGCCCACCUGCAUGACCCAGACCAAAUUAAAGGCAGAGAGCUUCCAGAAGAGAAUGAUGGAAGAGAAUCCAUCAAGCCACAAGAUCAUGGAGAUGCUUCCAUUUCUUCAGAGGCUGAAGACACUGAGGAGGAUGAAGAAGACAGUGAUGUAGAGAAACCUCUCUCUGAGCUGAAACACUUGUCAGACUCUGGAUAUAAAAAAUGUUUUACAAAGAAGAAUAAAUGUAGGAAAGGCCACACAGGAGUUAAGCUUAGCUGCAAAGACUGUGGCAAAACAUUUAUGGGAAAAUCAGCUUUAAACACACACUUGAGAAUCCACACAGGAGAGAAGCCUUUCUGUUGUGAUGUAUGUGGACAAAGCUUUAGUCAAAAACCCCAUUUAAAAUCACACAUUAGAAUCCAUACAGGACAGAAGCCUUUCUGUUGUGAUCUAUGUGGACAAAGCUUUAGUCACAAAGGAAAUUUAAACUCACACAUGAAAAUCCAUACAGGACAGAAGCCUUUCUGUUGCGAUCUAUGUGGACAAAGCUUUAGUCAAAAAUCAAUUUUAAACACACACAUGAGAAUCCAUACCGGACAGAAGCCUUUCUGUUGUGAUCUAUGUGGAAAGAGCUUUAGACACAAAUCUAGUUUAAACAUACACAUGAAAAUCCAUACAGGACAGAAGCCUUUCUGUUGUGAUGUAUGUGGACAAAGCUUUAGUCUAAAAGGAAAUUUAAACACACACAUGAUAAUCCAUACAGGACAGAAGCCUUUCUGCUGUGAUCAAUGUGGACAAAGAUUUAGCCACAAAUUAAGUUUAAACAGACACAUGAGAAUCCAUACAGGACAAAAGCCUUUCUGCUGUGAUCUGUGUGGACAAAGCUUUAGUCAAAAACCACAUUUAAACAUACACAUGAGAAUCCAUACAGGACAGAAGCCUUUCUGCUGUGAUCUAUGUGGACAAAGCUUUAGUCGAAAAGGAAGUUUAAACACACACAUGAUAAUCCAUACAGGACAGAAGCCUUUCUGCUGUGAUCAAUGUGGACAAAGCUUUAGUCUCAAACAUAGUUUAAACACACACAUGAGAAUCCAUACAGGACAGAAGCCUUUCUCUUGUGAUCUAUGUGGACAAAGAUUUAGCCAAAAAUCAAGUUUAAAAACACACAUGAGAAUCCACACAGGAGAGAAGCCUUUCUGUUGUGAUCUAUGUGGACAAAGAUUUAGUCUCAAACAUAGUUUAAAAACACACAUGAUAAUCCAUACAGGACAGAAGCCUUUAUGUUGUGAUGUAUGUGGACAAAGCUUUAGUCUAAAAGGAAAUUUAAACACACACAUGAUAAUCCAUACAGGACAGAAGCCUUUCUGUUGUGAUCUAUGUGGACAAAGCUUUAGUCAAAAAGUAAAUUUAAACACACACAUGAAAAUCCAUACAGGACAGAAGCCUUUUUGUUGUGGUCUAUGUGGACAAACAUUUAGCCACAAAUCAAGUUUAAAAACACACAUGAGAAUCCACACAGGAGAGAAGCCUUUCUGUUGUGAUCUAUGUGGACAAAGAUUUAGCAUCAAAUCUAAUUUAGUCAGACACAUG